AUGCUCGUCUCUUUCCCCUCCUGCAGAAGGGUUUCCCACAACCUGUUCGACGAAAUGCCCGCCAUUGCUGCUGUCAGCGACAGGGAUCACUUUGGCGACCUCACCGACGACCUCCUCAGCCAUGUGCUAUCCUUUCUGCCGUCGGACGACGCCCUGCAGACUUGCGUGCUCGACACCCGUUGGCGCGACCUCUGGAGGCGCACCACCAGCCUGCACUUCAAUGUUGAUGAUUGCGAACUGUUCCGGCGGUUGGUGAAGCUCAUCAUCCAACUCCGCGGAAAGUCACCUCUCGUAAAGUGCGACAUAAUUACAUGCCCUGAUGAUUAUGCGGUGUUUGGCAAGUGGCAAUACAUGAACACUAAGCUGUUGAUCGAGUUCGCUCUCAUGUGCCAAGUUAAGGAGCUCACACUCAGCACUGUGGACUUUCAUGCCAUUGAUCCACCAGUAUUCGACGUGCCUUUCAUCUCCCAUCAUUUGAAGACCAUAAACCUUCAUCGGGUUAAGCUAAAAUGCCCCGCUCUGAAUUUCUCUGGCUGCCCAAUCUUAGAGGAACUAAAGAUGCAAAAUUGUAACAUUUGUGCACGGAAGAUAUCAUCCAAAUCACUAAAGCAUCUCUGCAUCUCCGAUUCAUGUGUGAUCCCUGUGGAUUUCCGCAUUCGGAUUUUUGCCCCGGACCUUAUCUCACUGCUAGUUGCUGAUUUUUGUGGUGCGACCCCUUUCCUCGAGGACAUGCCAUUUCUAGUGACAGCCUCUGUUGGGCUUGACGAUUCAUGUUACGAUUUGUGUAGCAGUGCGCAAAGGGGUUGUGGAUUUGACUGUUGUUGUAAUAAUUAUCCUACAGAGGGGGGUGUGCUUCUCAAUGGUUUGUCCAAUGCUGUUAAUUUGGAGUUGAUUUUGACAGCUGACCCUGUAAAUUUUAUCUACAGAUGGGAUUUAGAAUGGUGCCCAAUUUUCAGCAAAUUAAAGACUCUGUUACUCAAUGAGUGGUUCACAGCUAUUGACCUAGCUUGCAUUCUGCAACACUCUCCAAUUCUUGAGAUGCUCACUCUUCAGCUUGGUAAUACGAAGAGCCUCACAAGAGCAACGGCGGCCCAAGAAACAAUAGAUCAAUCAUUCGUGUGUGCGCACCUAAAGGUUGUCAACAUUGAAUCUGAUGAGGUUCAUGAGGAAAUUCACAAAAUUGUGAAUAUCUUGAGGACUUGUGGCAUACUUCGUGAUCACAUUAGCAUCAAGGCUCGAUCAUCACCCUCAUGCUGUUUCAGUUUCCAGAAGGAUCCGCGGUCGCUGCUCCCUCCUCCUGCCGCACUGCGCCCUGCAGCUUCCACCACCGAUGAUGGCAACUAG
Triticum turgidum subsp. durum (durum wheat) is the source of this 1344-nucleotide messenger RNA. Lineage: Eukaryota; Viridiplantae; Streptophyta; Magnoliopsida; Poales; Poaceae. The record is from the annotation of a GenBank genome assembly.